GGGCAGGACUGGGAUGACUCAACCCUGGUGCUCUGACACUUUGAGCUGCACCCCCAAGACAGUGUUUGGAUUCAAACCAGAGCCAGCAUGACCAGUAACAGUAACUUGUGACUUCACAGUCAGCCACAGAAUUCUGCCAUCAUGGUUCCCCUUGGAAACCGAAGAUUCUGCAGCAGGCUCAAUUGGCAGCGUUUUAGAUUAGCUGAAGCAUCUUCAAUAAAUUGGCUGUCUUCGGCUGCCAGUUUAUUAGCAGCUUAACAACUUAGUUGUCAAGAUGGGUGGCUGUUGGUCAUGUGUGGCCUGCAGGUCUCACCCAGAGGCAGAACCAAAGGAUGAAGAUGAAGAGGGGGCACUGACAGGUCAUCCCAGAAACCCAACCCAUGCUGCACCAUUUUCUGGGGGACUCCCCAAUGUUUUGGGGGACACUCUGGAGAAAGAGCUCACUGAAGAACCCUCCGUGCCAGAACCUCUUCCAGCACCUCAUAUGACCAAUGACAUCCUGGAGGAAGAUCUCACUGAGGAACCCUCCAUGCCAGAAGUUCGGUUGCAGCGGUGGGAAAGGGAAGAUGUUCCUGCAGACCCUGCUGCACUUCUCCAGCCCUCUGGGUCUGAGUCAUCAUUGUCCUCUGCCUCCCUGGAGGUUGCCUCCAUCCCACCCUCUACCUCCACCUCUUCCCUCCUCCUGCAUCCCUCUCCACCUCCUCCUCCUUCCCCACCUCCUCUGGAGCCGGACCUCAGCAACGUAAAUGAAACUCUGCAGAGUUUGGUAGAGAUCCAGGUCCGCUGCCAAAGAGACCUCCGCAGCUGCCAGGAAUGUGUACAAAGCUUCAAGGCACUGAGGGGACAACUGAGGCGGCUAAGGAGCAGACUGGCCAGGGUGGAAGCCACUAUGGGGAUCGUGGUUCCUCCAAGGGAGCUGGACGUUGCUGAGGAAGAAAGGGAAGGCAAAUUAAAAGAGACAACUGUGCUACUAUUUACAUGAGUAGCAAUAAAAUGCUAUGUAUAUAUAUUUAAAAUAUUAAAUAUUUGUUUUAAUACGAUGUAGAGAUAGAACAGCAAUAAAACUUGCAUAUUUAUUGUUUAAAAAAUAAAGUGUUUUAUUUUAAAGAAAA
Molecule: messenger RNA, 1112 nt
Organism: Hemicordylus capensis (graceful crag lizard)
Lineage: Eukaryota; Metazoa; Chordata; Lepidosauria; Squamata; Cordylidae
Product: forkhead box protein C1-like
Exons: 6
Coding region: 275-982 (235 amino acids)
Source: RefSeq, a predicted model, not a curated record